ACAGCUAAUUAGACUUUUUGCACCUGAUUCAUGUAGAACGUGUCAAUUUUCAAUUUUCAUUAGGUUAGAAUCUCCAAUUCCUAAGUUUUAACUGAAGGAAAAGCUUUCCCAUAGAAAUGGCUGACUCGUCCACCGAAAAAAUUUCUAAGAAUGAAUUGAAACGUCGAUUGAAAGCCGAACAGAAGUCGAAAGAAAAAGCCGAAAAGGCCGCUCAACAACCUGUAUGUAUAGCAGAAAAAAAGGUAGUGAAAGCAGAGGAAGAAAUAAAUCCUAAUGAAUAUUACAAACUUCGAACGGCUGCAGUAGUGGCUUUGAAGAAUGGAUCAAAAGAGGAUCACCCAUACCCUCAUAAAUUUAAUGUUACGAUAUCGUUGGAGGAAUUUAUUGAAAAAUAUAACAAUUUAAAUAGCGGCGAAGUUUUAGAAGAUGUCACUUUGUCAGUGGCUGGUCGCAUUCAUUCCAUCAGGGAGUCUGGUGCGAAACUUAUAUUUUAUGACUUACGAGGAGAGGGUGUUAAGUUACAGGUGAUGGCAAAUGCUAAGAUGUAUGAAUCUGAAGAUAAAUUUACUUCUGACACGGAUAAACUGAGAAGAGGAGAUAUCAUUGGAUGUGUUGGCCAUCCUGGUAAAACUAAGAAAGGAGAGCUUUCUAUCAUACCGAAAACUGUAAAGUUACUCUCUCCAUGCUUGCACAUGUUGCCGCACUUACAUUUUGGUCUUAAAGAUAAGGAAACCCGGUUUAGAAAGAGAUAUUUGGAUCUUAUUUUGAAUGACAAGGUAAGGCAAAUAUUCUACACAAGAGCCAAAAUCAUUGCCUAUGUCAGGCGCUUCUUAGAUAACAUGGGUUUUCUUGAAAUAGAAACUCCAAUGAUGAAUAUGAUUCCUGGAGGUGCUACCGCUAAACCGUUCAUAACCCAUCACAAUGAACUUGAUAUGGAUCUCUUCAUGAGGAUAGCUCCUGAGUUAUAUCACAAAAUGUUAGUUGUAGGAGGAUUAGACAGAGUUUAUGAAAUUGGCCGACAAUUCAGAAAUGAAGGAAUUGACCUCACCCAUAAUCCUGAGUUCACGACGUGUGAAUUUUAUAUGGCAUAUGCAGACUAUAAUGAUUUAAUCACUAUUACUGAGACAAUGCUUUCAGGUAUGGUUAAAUCCAUACAUGGUACUUAUAAGAUAAAAUAUCAUCCAGAUGGUCCAGAAGGUGAGGAGGUUGAAGUAGAUUUUACCCCACCAUUUGCGAGAGUACCUAUGAUUGCAACACUUGAAAAAGUAUUAAAUGAGAAGCUACCAUCACCUGAUAAAUUAGAUACCACUGAAGCCAACUCUUUCCUUAGCCAAUUGUGUGAGAAGCAUCAGGUGGAAUGUCCAGCACCGAGAACAACAGCAAGACUUCUAGAUAAACUUGUUGGUGAAUUUAUUGAAGAAAAAUGUAUUAAUCCUACUUUUAUCAUUGAUCACCCACAAAUAAUGAGUCCAUUGUCCAAGUACCAUAGGGAAAUACCCGGUCUUACUGAAAGGUUUGAGCUGUUUAUUAUGAAGAAAGAAGUUUGUAAUGCCUACACAGAGUUAAAUGACCCAGCGACGCAGCGUGAACGCUUUGAACAACAAGCUAAAGAUCGUGCCGCAGGAGAUGACGAGACACCCCCUACCGAUGAAGCAUUUUGCACUGCUCUUGAAUAUGGUCUCCCACCAACUGGUGGUUGGGGAAUGGGGAUAGACCGACUUACCAUGUUCUUAACUGAUUGUAAUAAUAUUAAGGAGGUGCUCUUAUUCCCGGCCAUGAAGCCUGAUGAUCCCAACAAACAUUUAGAAGAAGAGGCAUCUGCCAACAAGCCCACAACUCAAAAUGGAGCGUAGAUGUGUAGUUAUUAGACAACAAUCCUGUCUUUUUCUUCUGUAUUAACAACAAUUUGUGUGUAAUAAUAAAAGUAUUUUAUAAUAAAACAAA
Messenger RNA from Melitaea cinxia (Glanville fritillary), 1944 nucleotides. It is a transcript of the gene LysRS, whose product is annotated as lysine--tRNA ligase. Gene Ontology annotation, molecular function: tRNA binding; lysine-tRNA ligase activity; ATP binding. The transcript has 8 exons. The coding region runs from base 117 to 1853 and encodes 578 amino acids. The record is from RefSeq and is a predicted model, not a curated record. Gene Ontology annotation, biological process: lysyl-tRNA aminoacylation. Gene Ontology annotation, cellular component: aminoacyl-tRNA synthetase multienzyme complex; cytosol; mitochondrion. NCBI's taxonomy places the organism in Eukaryota, Metazoa, Arthropoda, Insecta, Lepidoptera, Nymphalidae.